UAUGCGAGGUUCACGACAUAAAAUUAUAAUCAUUUUAUUGUUCUUUUGACACGUUCGUGAAUGUUCACCGGUCUGUCACUGUGUGGAUAUUUCUAAGCAUCUAAACAUGACGCGGCAUAAAUCGAAACGUGAUUGGUUGCUUACCUAUCAGUCACAUGACCUCUUGGGCGGGGCUUGGGCAAAGAUAACGACGAGGAUAAGAUCCAGACGGUCUGGUAUCUGGGAGACUAAAGUGAAAGUAAUUCGAUUAGCAACAACACAAGAAGCAUUAACUCUCCAAACUGAAUGCGUCCUCAGUCAUUAUAAUAGUGAACACAAGAGCUUCUCUCACAGUUGUAUAAUGGCCGAUGAGCUUCUGUGUUCAAUCUGUCUGGAUGUGUUCAGUGAUCCAGUCAGCACUCCAUGUGGACACAACUUCUGUAAGAUCUGUCUGAAUACAUACUGGAACAACAGUCAAGACUACAGAUGUCCAAACUGUAAAGAAACAUUUACGCAGAGACUUGAUCUCAAGAUUAAUACAACAUUCAGAGACAUUGUGAAUGAGCAGAAGAAGAAAUCUGAAGUUGUGUGUGACAUCUGUACUGAAGGAAAGCUGAAGGCUGUGAAGUCGUGUCUGGUGUGUCAGAGCUCUUACUGUAAAACUCACCUGGAGUCUCAUUUGAGAGUGUCAGGAUUACAGAAACACAAACUGAUUGAUCCUGUGAAGAAUCUACAGGAUUAUAUAUGUCAGAAACAUGACAGACCUCUGGAGCUCUUCUGUAGAGAUGAUCAGACAUGUGUGUGUCUUUUCUGUACUGAAGGAGAUCACAAGAAUCACAACACUGUUCCUAUAAGAGAGUCUGAGCUGCAGGAGACAAUGGAGGAGAGGCAAACAGGAUCAAAGGAGCACAAUGAAUGUGUCAUUAAAUAUUUGGAGCAGGAGAUCAGUGAAAUGAAGAAGAAAAACAUUAAGAUGCAGAUGAUAGCAGAGAAGCAGAGAGCAGCUGAGACACAAGAUAAAUGUCUUAUUAAAGAUCUGAAAAAGGAAAUCACUGAGAUACAAUGGAGAACCAAAGAGUUGGAGAAGGUGAGACAGAAGCAGAUCACAGCAGAGAAUGUCAUUAAAGUUCAAGAUCAGGAGAUCACUGAUCUGAAGAAAAGAAACAUUGAGCUGAAGAAGAGUGACGCUGAUCUGAAGAAGAGAGACGCUGAGCUGAAGAUGAUAGACGAUGAGCUGAAGAUGAUAGAAGAUGAGCUGAAGAAGAGAGACGCUGAGCAGAAGAAGAGAGACGCUGAGCUGAAGAAGAGAGAAGCUGAACUUAAGAAGAGAGACUGUGAGCUGAAGAAGAGAGACGCUGAACUUAAGAAGAGAAACGCUGAGCUGAAGAAGAGAGACGCUGAACUGAAGAAGAGAGACGCUGAGCUGAAGAAGAGAGACGCUGAGCUGAAGAAGAGAGACGAUGAGCUGGAGAUGAGAGACGAUGAGCUGGAGAUGAGAGACGAUGAGCUGGAGAUGAGAGACGAUGAGCUGAAGAAGAGAGACGCUGAGCAGGAGGUGAGAGACGCUGAGCUGAAGAUGAGAGAUGUUGAGCUGAAGAAGAGAGACAAUGAGCAGGAGAUGAGAGACGCUGAGCUGUGGAGGAGAGACGCUGAGCUGAAGAGGAGAGACGCUGAGCUGAAGAGGAGAUACGCUGAGCUGAAGAGGAGAGAUGAUGAGCAGGAGAUGAGAGACGAUGAGCUGAAGAGGAGAGAUGCUGAGCUGAAGUGGAGAGAUGUUGAGCUGUGGAGGAGAGACGCUGAGCUGAAGAGGAGAGAUGCUGAGCUGAAGAAGAGAUACGCUGAGCUGAAGUGGAGAGACGCUGAGCUGAAGAGGAGAGAUGAUGAACUGGAUACGAGAGACACUGAGCUGAAUUGGAGAGACGCUGAGCUGAGGAGGAGAGACGAUGAACUGGAUUUGAGAGACGAUAAGCUGGAGAAGAGAGAUGCAGAGCUGCUGAUAUUGAAACGGAUUACAAUUGUUUUUGGACUCAUCCUAUUAGUGUUGAUUAUUGUUGCAUCUGGUAGGUGAAGAUAAUACACAAAGUAGUGGUGGGCUGGCCUGGGCCACUUAUCGCGCGAUAAAAAAAAUGUCGCCGUUAAUCUAUUCUCAAAGUUGGGUUGGGAGCUGGGUCUAUACUACGCUAGCUAUGAUUACUUUCACCUUGAUAUUUUAGCGCGGAUGUAUACCAGCUUAACUGCACUGUACGGGGCGAGAACGAGAUUUUUCAACUCGCGUGAUUCGCGUGAUUCGCGGAAGCAGAAGCCGCCUCAUCAUCUCAUAACCAGGGCUUCAUUUGCGUCCUUAGCGCGGCCUCAUCAUCUCAUAACCAGGGCUUCAUUCGCGCGAUUCGCGCAGCAAGUAGGUCUAUUGGCUCUUUGCAUUAACAUAUAAAUCACUCGCGCUUGACACGCCAUUCGCGUUUGGUCUGAACACAACAUAAUGUUACUGUGAAAUUACCGUAUCAAACGUGACGUGCUAACAUGGAUGCAGCUAUGAAGCCGCCGGGUUUGCUUCAGGGAAUAUUAAUUUUUAAGAAGCUUCCCUAUAGAAACAUCGACAAGACUAAGGUUGUUUGCACCUUGUGCAAUGCGAAAUUGGUUUAAAAAAACCUUUCUCUCAACAGGUAGUGGUCUAGCUUUAGUUGAAACCAGUAACUUUGUAUUGAGAUCUAAUGUAUUAUGGCUCCUGUAUGACAUAUCGCUUGUUGCUCCCUCACUCUUUGUAAGUCGCUUUGGAUAAAAGCGUCUGCUAAAUGACUAAAUGUAAAUGUACUGUAGGAGCUCUUCCAGUCUCAAGUACCACCUAAACGCAAAUCAUCCCUUAGCUAAUGCGGAAGUGAACACAAGUUCAUUUUAUUGAACAUAAUUUAAUUUUCAUCACCAAUUAUCAGAGUAGAACAGCUUUCUCAAGCAGUUUGUGAUGCAUUUUGGAAACAGGAGAUGAGCCUCUGGUCUAAUGCGCCACCUGGCUUGAGAAACCCGUUCUCAAAGACUUACUUUUAGUCAUUAUUUGGGUAGCACACAUAUUCUGAAUGCCUUCGGCAGAAUUCAAAUGAGCCAUUUUAAUCUAGAUUAAUCUUGGAAUUAAUCUAGAUUAAUCUAUAUUAAAAAAAUUAAUCUAUGCCCACCACUAACACAAAGUUUAAUGUUCUAGCAAAUGAGCUACAGCAGGGGUUUUCAAACUUUUUUUAGGAACUCCCAUUUCCUAAACCAUUCUUACUUGAAGUACCCACUGAGAUAAAAAAUAUAUUUUAUGAACAAAUCUGAAUGUUUAUCUUCAAAAAACAUUUUUUUAUUUUAUAUUUUUUAACCUGUAAAAGGUUUUUUCUUUGCAAUUUAACUAAUUUCAUCAAAGUAUUGGAAACAACAAAGGUAGAGACACAGUGUACUCUUUAAUUCACAAACCCCCUACAUCCCCAUUUCAGGAAACCUUGAGUUACUGUAACACAUUGGUUCCCAACAGGUGGGCUGUGGGCCACAGGGGGCCCUAGCUGACGUUCAAGGGGGACCCAGGAAGACUAUUCAUUAAAAAUGAGACAAAAUUAGCAUUUUCAUACAUUUUAAAAUGCCAAUUAACCAAGAUAUUUUUUGUAUUUGUCCAUUGUUAUAUUGAAUAAAAAGAAUUACAGUUAAUAUCAAGCUCUGAAAUAUUUUAUAGGAUAGUGAUGCAGAUAUUUUGUAAGUGGAGGGCGGACAUUUGUACAUAGUUGGAUAAAGUUGGGAACCCAUGCUGUAACAAAUGAGGAGUUUGGUUCCAAAACGAAAAAGUCAGUCUUAAAAUCUUUUCAAUAAUCAUGUUUUUUUUACUGUACAUUCCACUUAAUAUCAGUCCAAAUGCAGAUGGUUGUUUUGAUUUUAGCCAUAAUAACAAAACUUAAAGCAAACCAACACCGUGUUAACACUGGACUUGACUGCUGCAUCGAAACGCAUUAGAAAUGCAUAGAUGACCAUCAAAAUUUUGUCCACACUGGAUGGGGAAUUGGGCAGCAAACCCAUUAAGGACAACCAGGUUGUAAGUAGACAAACACAACAAAAAUGAUAACACAUUUUUGAAAACAUUAUCUAAUUUUGGCACUAAACUCCUAAUUUAAUUUAGUUCAAUAUUGUAAAUGUGGCCCUGGACCAUAAAACCAGUCUUAAACCUGGAUCACACUACAAGACUUUUGCACAGAUUUUUACCAGAUUUCUGUCUGUAGUUGUUGCUGAAAGUUAGUGCCAGUCUGCAUAUUUUAUUCUGUAUUGUGAUGCCCAGUCAAAAAGUCUGUGAGUUUGUUUUUUAAUCUGUUCAGAUUUUAAAAGUCUUGUGGUGUGAUCCAGUCUUUAAGUUAUCGACAACAAUACAUUGUAGGGGUAAGAAUUGUUGAUUUUUAUUUUUUGCCACAAAUCAUCAGGAUAUUAAAUAAAGAUCAUGUCUCAUGUAGAUAUUUUGUAAAAUUUCCACCGUAAAUAUACUGUAAGGGAAAAUAGCCAGAAACGCCCCUACUACCUUCACUCGCUGCUGUCUGCUCUUGGAGAAUUAUGCAGUCGACUUUGGUGUCUAUAAUAAUUAAUAAACUUUCAAAUAAAAAAUAAUUUCAGCUUUUAAGUUUAAUUAUUCACCACAACCUCAUUACAGCGCUAAGCCAAAAUAGAAAAUAGUGUGUUAAUACAAACCUGUUUCUUUUUUAAAUAGUGAUGAAUAUCACCCAAAUAUUGUAGUGUAUCCAAAUACCAGACAUCAAAGGAAAUUUAUUCAGCUUUCAUGAAUAUAUAAAUAUAUUUUAUAAAUUUUAUAAGUUGACCCUUAUGAUUGGCUUUGUGAUCCAGGUCACAAAUGACAUUUUGAAUAAAAACAUAUAAGGCAACCGUUCACAGAUAGGAUCCUUGUUGAGAGAUCUGAUUUUUUAUGUUAUUUCGGUAAAUCCAAGCACAUUCUGUUUAUUAUAUAUAUACAUUUAAUUAUAUAAAUGGACACAAGAUACAUAUGAGAUCACCUCUGUAUUUUUCUUGGAAUAGCUGCAUUGUU
Molecule: messenger RNA, 5023 nt
Organism: Triplophysa dalaica
Lineage: Eukaryota; Metazoa; Chordata; Actinopteri; Cypriniformes; Nemacheilidae
Product: E3 ubiquitin-protein ligase TRIM39-like
Exons: 3
Coding region: 107-2047 (646 amino acids)
Molecular function (GO): protein binding; zinc ion binding
Source: RefSeq, a predicted model, not a curated record